CGGAACAUCUAGGAACAGAACCAGGCCAUGGCUGAGCGCUGUGGGGAGUUGACCGAAAUAAGUUUGUUUGUCAUAACAAAUGGCAGCAUGGCUAGAGAAUUGAUAACACAGCACUUGGACUGCCCCCGCCGCAUGUCAAUGCCCGAAAUAAAGAGUCCAUGCCGAGUAUAUUCAAAGAACACGUUUUUGUGUUGAACGCGCACGGACGUUAAGUCUAACUCAGACCGAAUAUGUCAUCCCUCGCUGGUGCCCUGUACCAGCCCGGAAGCUACAGCCAUGGUUUUGCCGCCGGACUGCCUCCUGUCAAUCCAGGAGGAUUUAAUGACCAAGAUGUGGACAUGAACCCUCCGAGCACUAACGUUCUUCCUAAGGAAGAAGAGGAUAGCGCGGCAAUCUCGGGGGUGCUAGACGACGGAACACACGAGGAAGAAAUGGAAGACCUCUUUGGAAACGACGCAGACGAAAAACAUGAUGUUGCAGAUACGAAAUCGGACAGUGCCCCUGCCGUUACCCCUGCUGAAUCAGGAUUUGAGUCAGACGAUCUCUCACAAGCGGAGAAAGAGCAUCGACAAGCAUUGGAAUAUCUCGAACCUGAAGAACCGGGUACCGUCGUGGAACAAGUCCGAGAGGCUGACGUGCGCAUUCCCAACGUCCCCGUUCCAAAGAGCUCAGAUGGCGAUCACUGGGUAAUUAGAAUGCCAGCCUUUGUAAAAAUGGACUCAAAGCCUUUUCAUCCGGACACAUAUAUCGGCCCAGAGCACGACGAGGAUGAUGGCCACCACAAUGAGAGCAUCCGUGAGAAGAGUAUGUCUAUCAAGCUCAAAGUUGAAAAUACUAUACGUUGGCGGUGGACAAAAGAUGAAUUAGGUCAAGAUAAAAGACAAUCGAAUAGUCGCGUGAUCCGUUGGUCUGACGGUUCUCUCAGCCUGAGACUAGGGAAGGAGUUGUUUGAUAUCACCAAGACUGUCGACACGUCUGGUGGUAUCGUACGCCAAUCACUAGGGGGCACUCAGCCGUCACAGCCAUCGCAGAGUCAGCCAGCAGCAUCACAAGGCCUGCUUUCUAGCUCAAGAUCCCAAGGCUUAACAUACCUUGUCGCACAGCACAAACGGUCGGAGGUACUGCAAGCGGAAGCUGUAGUCACAGGGUAUAUGACCCUGCGGCCCACGGGCAUGCAAUCCGAGACACACCGUAUGCUGGUGCGCGCGGUGGGUCAGAAACACAACAAAGUGGCCCGAUUACGUAUGGCUCCUGAUCCAACCAUGGACCCCGAGCGCGAGAAGAUGGAAUUAAUGAAGCAAUCAGCUCGAAAAUCCAAAAAGAAAACUGACGACACUGGAUUUGGCGUACGUAAAAAGAGGAGUCAAUCAAGGAAAAGGCAGGGACGUGAUAUCUGGUCGGAAGAUGAAGAAGAACCAGAGUAUGAAGGCUCAGACGACGACGACGAUUUGGGUGCUUCCAAACGUAAAGCAGACGAACAAAAGAAAAGGGGUCCCGGCGAAUAUCAGGAGGACGAUUUCGUGGUUGCGGAUGAGUCAGACGACGAUGCGGAGUUUGUUGGUGAGGCCGGGUCCAGGAAGAAACGAAAACAUCGAGAGGAGGAAGAGGAAGAUCCUCUGGACCAGCUUGAUGCUAAAAUUAUUCAGCGUCAGCAAGAUGAUCGGAAACGGAAACACCAUGACGUCGGAAUCGAGGAGGGGACGACAGAAGCUGCGGAAGAUGGCGCAGAAGCAGGGGGAGAUGAUGGUGACCAAGAUAUGGACAUUGAAAGCGAAGAAGAGGAAGAGGAGCACAGGGUUCGGAAAGCCGGAUCUGGCGCACGGAAAAAGAGAACGAUGGCGCUUGACGAUGACGAAGAGUAGUUUUGUGGCCACCUGUCUGCAUUCACCAUUGUUCUAUGUAGAAUUAUCCAUGGUCUGAUGCUUUUACAGCCAUUCGUCGUAUCUAUCUCAGCGUAGCUCCAACUUUCUCGCGCAACACGCCCGCUUCAUCCCAAUAUCCGGAUGGUUGAAUGCUGUUUACUUCGUCCUGAUUCUCCUUGUUGCCGUCCAACAGGUUCCGAAGUGCUAAUAUAGCAUGUUCUCGAAGGUCUAG
Messenger RNA from Suillus bovinus, 2094 nucleotides. Its product is annotated as Leo1-like protein-domain-containing protein. Gene Ontology annotation, molecular function: RNA polymerase II C-terminal domain phosphoserine binding. The transcript has 5 exons. Gene Ontology annotation, cellular component: Cdc73/Paf1 complex; nucleus. NCBI's taxonomy places the organism in Eukaryota, Fungi, Basidiomycota, Agaricomycetes, Boletales, Suillaceae. Gene Ontology annotation, biological process: transcription elongation by RNA polymerase II; positive regulation of transcription elongation by RNA polymerase II. The record is from RefSeq and is a predicted model, not a curated record. Bases 231 to 1862 code for a protein of 543 amino acids.